Haplochromis burtoni (Burton's mouthbrooder) is the source of this 4035-nucleotide messenger RNA. Its product is annotated as retrovirus-related Pol polyprotein from transposon 412. The transcript has 5 exons. Lineage: Eukaryota; Metazoa; Chordata; Actinopteri; Cichliformes; Cichlidae. The record is from RefSeq and is a predicted model, not a curated record. Bases 1 to 4035 code for a protein of 1344 amino acids. Gene Ontology annotation, biological process: DNA integration. Gene Ontology annotation, molecular function: nucleic acid binding.
AUGGGGGCGCUGUGCUCGAGUCUGGUGGUGGUGCCGCAUCGUCCUCCUUCGUACCAGCUGGCUGCAUACCAAAUGCACCGAGACCAGUUUUGGAGGCCUUACAUCAGUGUCACCAGUCUGCAGCCCAAGCCCCAGAGGACCCUGUCGGUACCGUUAAGGUACAGGGCCCGCGGGCCGUGCGGAUACCUGGUGGUGUUAUGCAGCUGGUGGCCACUACUUGUUCAGCAGUUGUCAGGUCAGGCUGUGCUUUUUGAACCUUCUGAGUCCGGGUUGCCAGUUGGGUUGCUGGCCUCUCCAUGUUUGGUCCAGGUGGAUAAGGGCGUUGCCUACAUCCCAGUCACCAAUGUAGGGACAGCGGAAGCUGUUCUCCACCCGCGGACCCGUUUGGGAGUGAUAAGCAAAGCUACUGUUGUUAGCCUCCCUGCCGGUGUUAGCGAGGAACACUCUUUUCCCGUUACCGUUUCCUCCCAUACAACCAGCAGCCCUGCUCAAGAGAUGGUGGAUACGAUUGACCUGUCUGCUCUCGCUGAGUCAGAGCAACAUGAGGUACGGUUACUUUUGCGGAAGUACCGCUCUGUUUUCUCCACUUAUGAGGGAGACUUGGGCUGCACAAACCUCAUUUCGCACGACAUACCGCUGCUCGAUGACGCACCUGUCCGGCAGAGGUACAGGCGAAUUCCUCCUUCUGAUUAUGAGGCUGUCAGGGCUCAUAUCAACCAGCUACUGGAGGCCCAGGUAAUUAGGGAAAGUAGCAGUCCUUAUGCCUCUCCCAUCGUGUUGGUCCGCAAGAAGGAUGGAAGCCUCCGUCUGUGCGUUGACUAUCGUUUGCUGAAUAGCAAAACAAGGAAGGACGCCUUCCCCUUACCUCGCAUCGAGGAAAGUCUGGAUGCCCUAGCUGGCGCACGCUGGUUUUCUACCAUCGAUCUGGCCAGCGGGUACAACCAGGUGCCAGUUUCUGAGCAGGAUAAGCCCAAGACCGCUUUUUGCACGCCGUUUGGCCUGUUCGAGUGGAAUCGUAUGCCAUUCGGGCUGUGCAAUGCUCCUGGUACCUUCCAGCGCCUAAUGCAGAGGAUGUUCGGGGAUCAGCAGUGCCAGUCAUUACUGCUGUACCUAGACGACAUCAUUGUGUUCUCCUCGUCUGUCUCUCAGCACCUGCAACGGCUAGAGAUGGUGAUGGCAAGGCUGCAGCAACAGGGGCUCAAGGCUAAGUUAGAAAAGUGUGCCUUUUUCCAGCAGAAGGUUAACUACUUGGGCCAUGUAAUCUCCUGUGAGGGUGUCUCGACCGAUCCAGCCAAGGUUGACGCAGUAGCCAAAUGGCAGUGUCCUCGUUCCGUGUCAGAGUUGCGAUCCUUUUUGGGUUUCGCCAGCUAUUACCGGCGCUUUGUGGAGGGGUUUGCCGCAUUGGCGGCGUUGGCGGCUGGCACAAAGACAAAGAAGGGCUCGGGACAGAGUUUGAGUGCUAUUUGGACCCCUCAGUGUGAGGAGAGCUUUGAGGCCCUGAAAGCAAAGCUUGUGUCUGCACCUGUGCUAGCAUAUGCUGACUUUACGUGCCCAUUUAUCUUGGAGAUUGACGCCAGCCACAGUGGUUUAGGUGCAGUUCUCUCCCAAGAUGUAGAGGGUGUCGUUAGGCCAGUGGCUUAUGCUAGUCGAGGUCUUCGGCCACAUGAGCGCAAUAUGGACAAUUACAGCUCCAUGAAGCUGGAGUUUCUUGCGCUCAAGUGGGCCAUGGCCGAGAAGUUCCGGGAGUACCUGCUGGGGCAGAAGUGUGUGGUUUACACCGAUAACAAUCCACUCAGUUACCUCUCUUCAGCUAAGCUGGGUGCCACCGAGCAGAGGUGGGCCUCCCAGCUGGCAGCAUUCGAUUUUGAGAUCAAGUAUCGCUCAGGCCGCAGUAAUAGGAAUGCUGAUGCUCUCUCUCGACAGUAUGAGACGAGCUCCAGCUUGGCCGAGGGUGUGUUGCCUGGGACUUGUGUCCCGACUUCACUUCAGCAGGCUCAGUGUCCAGCCGUUUUGCCCUCCGUUACUCAGUUGGAGAUUGGGGCCUUUCCAUCUCACUCCCUGGAGGAUAUUCGUGCUUUGCAGGAGGCUGACCCCCUCCUCAAGGAUUUCUUGGUAUACUGGAGGAGGCACACCCCGCCCUCUUCAGAGGAAAGGAGUCAGGUCCCCAAACCAGUCAUGGUUCUGCUGCGUCAGUGGGACCGUCUGGUGGAGAAGGAUGGCAUCCUUUAUCGCCGUAUUUUGCGUCCAGGUGGAGGUGAGGAAGCCCUCCAACUUGUUCUCCCAGAGGCUCUGAAGCCUGAGACCUUGAGGCAGCUGCACCAGGACCAUGGGCACCAAGGUAUUGAGCGUACCACUGAACUGGUCAGGCAGCGUUGCUAUUGGCCCGGGAUGUCCUCUGACAUCAAGCAAUGGGUUCAGCGUUGUGAACGCUGUCAGGUCGCAAAGGACUCAGAGUUGGGGUCUCACAGUUAUAUGGGUCACCUGUUGGCGUCUAGGCCAAAUGAAAUCCUGGCCAUAGACUUCACGGUGUUGGAACCUUCCCGUAGUGGAGUUGAAAACGUCUUGGUUAUGACUGACGUUUUUAGCAAAUACACUGUUGCAGUCCCUACCCGGGACCAGCGGGCCUCUACUGUGGCCCAGGCCCUGUUAACAGAGUGGUUUUUUAAGUUUGGCGUUCCAAGCCGCCUCCACUCUGACCAGGGUAGAAAUUUUGAGAGUUUGGUGAUGCAACAGUUAUGCGAAUUGUAUCGGGUAGCCAAGUCCCGUACAACCCCUUACCACCCAGCGGGUAAUGGGCAGUGCGAACGGUUUAACCGAACCCUCCAUAACCUCCUCCGGACUCUGCCAUCAUCUCGGAAACGUGACUGGGCUGCAUGCUUACCGCAUGUGCUCUUUUGCUAUAAUAGCACGCCACAUCAGGGCACUGGAGAGUCACCGUUUCUCUUGAUGUUUGGCAGGGAUCCUAGGCUGCCUAUUGAUUUCCUUCUAGGCCGCGUUCAGGACCCAGUGCCUGGAGAGGUACAGGACUGGGUGGCCGAGCACCAAGCCAGGUUAAUGGUGGCUUUUGAGGGAGCUCGGGCACGGUUGUCGCUGGCCGCUGACCGUCGUAAGGAGCGGCAUGACCAGAGAGUCCACCCUGUCCCUUUAAAGGUCGGUCAGCUGGUGUAUCUUCGAGAUCACAGCGCCCGGGGCCGGCACAAGAUCCAGGACCUUUGGAGCUCUGUGGUCUAUCAGGUGUUGAGGGCACCCCAAGAGAACGGGGCUGUUUAUACCAUUGCCCCCGUGGGAGACUUGGAGAAGGUUCGACAUGUCCAUUGUCGGGGUGGCUGUAGCUCAGGUAGAGUUCCAUCGGUGGAGCUCAGGUCUACUCCCAGUGUGAUUGUAGCACCCUCGACCUCUGCUCCCCCAGGUUCUUCCUCAGGCUCUGUUGAACAGUCUGAGGAUGAACUGAGCACACAGGAUGGACUGGUCUUCAAGGGAGAGAGAGUGGUGAUUCCAGAAGCACUCCAGGCAGAUAUAACACAGCAAAUUCACUCAACAUACAUCGGCACAGAAGGGUGCCUCAGGAGAGCUAGAGACUGCGUCUACUGGCACGGUAUGAACGACCACAUCAAAAAGUACAUCGCUACAUGUGACAUAUGUCGGUCUGUGGAUGCAAAACAACAGAAAGAGACACUAAAACCACACGAGCUGACCACUAGACCAUGGACCAAAGUUGGGACAGAUUUAUUCAACUUUGAGGGUAGGGACUACCUAAUAACUGUUGAUUAUUACUCCAACUUUUGGGAGAUAGAUUAUCUACCUGAUACCAAGUCAAAUACUGUGAUCAGGAAACUAAAGGCUCAUUUCGCACAUCAGGGAUCCCCAAAUAUUGUUUUUUCUGACAACGGGCCCCAGUACAGCUCGACAGAGUUUGCCAACUUCAGCCGGAAAUGGGAAUUUCGACACCAUACCUCAUCACCUGGCUAUCCGCAGAGCAACGGCAAAGCUGAGUACCAAGUUGCUCUUCCACCUUUCUCAACUGGUUCACACUAA